UUUAAUAAACACCCUAUAUAUACUCGAGAAUAUUCAGUGGCACUUUAUUCAAGCCAACUCCCCACACUUCGGAGGCCUUUGGGAAGCUGGGGUGAAAUCCAUGAAACAUUUAGAUAGGGUUACAGGUAAUGCAUCUCGAACAUUUGUGCAAUUUUACUCCUUGCUGGUUCAAAUUGAAUCUAUACUGAACUCCCGCCACUUAUAUCCAUUAUCGUCCGAUCCCAAUUAUUGAAAUCCUACAACGCCUGCCCAUUUUCUGAUUGGGAAUAAUUAACUGACUUCCUGGUUCAAAUCUGAAACAUGUUUCGGAAAACUGACUAUCCCCUAACUAGAAACUUCAGCAGCGCAGGAAACUAUUUUGGGAUGAUUAUACCAAAGAGUUCGUUGUCGAACUUCAGCAACGCGUCGAAUGACACAAUCAUCCUGAUCAACUACAAGAAGGUGACAUGGUUUUGAUGCAAGAGGACAAUCUACCUGCGUUGAGAUGGCGCCUCAUCUUUGAUAGCUGGAAUGCUGCUAGCUGCCGCUGUGUACGACCCAAGAAUAUGCCAAUACCAUUAAAUUGAUUAUUACCUUUCAAAUUUCCGCCCUUUUCUAUCAGUAUAUGGACUUUGUCUCCAUUGACAAGUUUGAUGGACAAGAAGCUGACAACCAUUGAAAAAUGAGCUGAGGCAUAUUAAAUGCUUGUUUGCAACAGACGUUUUGACACUAUUGUCAACUCUUUUUCAUUUAAAGGUGCCUUGGAUGUAUGUUGGAAUGUGCUUUGCAACUUUCUGUUGGCACAAUGAAGAUCACUGGAGUUAUUCGAUAAAUUACUUACAUUGGGGAGAAGCUAAGACAUGGUAUGGUGUACCAGGAAGCAAAGCAGAAUGUUUUGAAGAAACAAUGAAAUCAGCUGCCCCUGAGUUAUUUCAGUCACAGCCAGAUUUGCUCCACCAGCUGGUUACUAUAAUGAAUCCGAAUAUCCUUAUGAAUGCUGGUGUACCUGUGUACCGAACCGAUCAACGUGCUGGGGAGUUUGUUGUUACUUUUCCUCGAGCUUACCAUGCAGGAUUCAACCAAGGGUAUAAUUUCGCAGAGGCAGUGAACUUUGCUCCAGCAGACUGGUUGCGUAUGGGACGAGAAUGUGUUCUACAUUACUCUCACCUGAGGCGUUUCUGUGUCUUUUCUCACGAUGAACUUGUCUGUAAAAUGGCUCUUGAUCCUGAGAAAUUGGAUCUCACAAUAGCAGCAGCCACUUACCAAGAUAUGCUUGUUAUGGUGGAUACCGAAAAGAGAUUGAGAAAAACAUUGUUGGACUGGGGUGUAACAAAUGCAGAACGUGAAGCAUUUGAACUACUCCCAGAUGAUGAGAGACAGUGCGAAGUAUGUAAAACAACUUGUUUCUUGUCAGCAAUGACCUGUAAAUGUUCUUCCGAGGUACUAGUCUGUUUGAGACAUUAUAAAAAUCUGUGUGAAUGUCCCCCACCAAAUAGAACUUUAAGGUACCGCUAUACUUUAGAUGAACUUCCUGUAAUGUUGAAAGCUUUGAAAUUGAAAGCUGAAUCUUUUGAUCACUGGGUAGCGAGAGUAAAAGAUGCUCUAGACCCGAAAACCCCAAAAACUCUAAACCUUGCCGAUUUGAAAGCUUUGUUGAGUGAAGCUGAUGGUAAAAAAUUCCCAAAAUGUGAUCUGCUUCAAACUUUAACCAGUGCAGUAGAAGAUGCUGAGAAGUGCGCAAGUGUUAUACACCAGCUGGAUCUCAAUAAGAUGAGAACUAGAACUCGUAAUUCAAAUGACACAAAAUAUAAGCUUACUGUGGAAGAGUUAACCCUUUUUUGUGAUGAAAUUGAUAGUCUAGCUUGUAUAUUGGAAGAAGCAAAGAGCAUUAGAGUGUUAUUGAAAGAAACAAGAAAAUUUGAAGUGAGUAGCGAAAAACUUUUGACUAUGGCAUUAGCUGAGUGUCCUCUAUCAGAACUAGAAGAUUGUCAUUCUCAUGGGAAUGGGCUGUGCAUCGACCUUCCAAACUUGAGACAAAUAGCAAACAGAUUGAAACAGUGUCAGUGGCUUCAGAAUGUUGAAAACUAUAAAUCCAAGACUGAUGUAAUGGGACUUGAGGCAAUCAAGAACUUGAUUCAAGAGGGAAUUCUGUUACCUCCCCACCCUGAAAUAGAGUCAGAACUAUCGAAUUUGCAGGGAAUUCUACAAUCCAGUGAAGAGUGGGAGCAACAAGCAAAUGAAGUUCUCAAAUCGGAAGAUAAUAAUGUAUUGAUACAAGUAGAUAAACUAUUGAAAGAAGCUUCAAAAAUAUGCUGUUUCCUGCCAACAGAGGGACAUUUAUUUGAUUCAAUGAAGAAAGCUAGAGACUGGCUGAGAUUACUAGAAGAAAUGAAUUCUGCCGAAUAUUACCCUUACUUCAGUGCAAUGGAAGAAUUGAUAAAAAAAGGUAGAUCACUAGCUUUACAUUUGGUAGAGGUAGACAAAAUGAAUGAGUAUCUCGCCAUGGCUAGUGGAUGGAAAGAUAAAACUAGUAGAGCAUUUUUACGAAAAAAUUCCACUUGUACCUUAAUGGACGCAUUGUCUCCAAGAAUAACAAUACCAAAUGGUACUAAGACAAAAAAAGGGAAAAAUUCUGAAGAAGAAAGCACUAUAUCACUCACCAAUGUCAUGGAUCCAGCGACAGUGGUGGCUGUAUUCAAAGAUGCUGAAGAUACUGAAAUGGCCCUCUUGAAAAAACUACGAAUUGCUAACAUGGCCAAAAGUUUGGAUCCAAAAGAAAAUAAUACUUUCUGCAUAUGUGGACGAGGAUUGUUUGGUAUUAUGAUGCAGUGUGAGUUAUGCAAAGACUGGUUUCAUUCAACUUGCACUCAGCUUCCUAAGGUAGCAACCACAAAGUUCAAAGGAAAUUUUACCAAUGUUGCUUUACACAUGGGAUUCAAAGAUUGCAAAUAUUUGUGUCCACAUUGUCAAAGAACAAAACGUCCCAGGCUAGAUGUCAUACUGAGCUUGCUCAUGUCUUUACAAAAGCUGUAUGUUAGAGUUCCAGAAGGUGAAGCUUUACAGUGCCUCACAGAAAGAGCGAUGAAUUGGCAGGAUAGAGCAAGACAACUUCUUCUACAUCCUGAAUUGGAAACUGCUAAAAAUAAACUUGCAAUGCUUAGUCAGAAGUAUAAUGAAGCAGCAGCGAGACAACGAACGGAAAAAAUCAUUUCUAAUGAGCUGAAAAGAGCAUCCAAAAAUCCUGAGCUCCAUCAAAGAGUCCAAGAAAUAACUCCCUUCAGUGGAGUUGGCGAUGACAAUGUGACAUGUGAUAGUGGUAUAAAUGAUUCUGAUGAUGCGUCUAGAGAAUCUAAAGAUUCUGAUGACCGAAUGGGGGAACAUGCAUACUCUUUACAUGUUCCGAAAGUUGGAGAUGGGGAAGAUUACAUACUUCAUAUAAAUACGGAUAUGAGGAAGCAGUUAGAGGAACUUCUUACAGAAGGUGACUUAUUAGAAGUAUAUCUGGAUGAGACAUUUGCACUUUGGAAGUUGAUGCAAGCUUCAAGGCAACCUGACCGUGAAAUGAUACUUAUUGACUUUGACGCUCAUAUGAAGAGCUCACCAAAAAAAAGAGGACGAAAACGACUAUCUGAGGAAUCUGACUUGAAUAAAAAGAUAACGAAAUCAGUUAAAUUAGACAUGGAAAAGAAGAUACGGGGACGUAAGAUGAAAACUAAUAAAGAAACAGGUAAAAAGCGAGGUAAUAAGAAACGAUUGGGGCAUUGUCAAUCCACUGCCUCUGAUGGAGAUGACGAUGAUGAUGAUGACGAUGAUGACGACGAUGAAUCUUGUGCAGCAAAUGGGUGUCAGAAGCCUACCGGCCAAAAUGUGGACUGGGUACAGUGUGAUGGGGGUUGCGAACAGUGGUUUCAUAUGGCUUGUGUGGGACUUUCAGCUCAAGAAAUCAAUGAAGAUGAAGAUUAUAUUUGUAUAACUUGCUCGAAAAGUACUACUUAUGAGAACUUGGACAGUCGAUCAAGUAGUCCUAGGUCUCCAGAUUCUACACAACCUUCCACGUCAAAAGACACUUCAUAGUGAAAACCUUUAGCCACAAAGUUUGUGUUUUCAAUAAGGGAAAAAGUAAGAAAGUAUUUUAGUAUUAUAGACUAUGUAUACACAGUUCAGUUGUGAUAAUUUAAAGUUAAGAAUUGUAAAAUAUUUUUCUUUUUUUUAGAUUAUUUAUCAUGA
This is a messenger RNA of Leptinotarsa decemlineata (Colorado potato beetle), 4206 nucleotides long. Its product is annotated as lysine-specific demethylase lid-like. The record is from RefSeq and is a predicted model, not a curated record. Lineage: Eukaryota; Metazoa; Arthropoda; Insecta; Coleoptera; Chrysomelidae.